Messenger RNA from Andrographis paniculata, 1729 nucleotides. RefSeq lists its product as uncharacterized. Gene Ontology annotation, cellular component: CCR4-NOT complex; CCR4-NOT core complex; P-body. NCBI's taxonomy places the organism in Eukaryota, Viridiplantae, Streptophyta, Magnoliopsida, Lamiales, Acanthaceae. The coding region runs from base 7 to 1416 and encodes 469 amino acids. The record is from RefSeq and is a predicted model, not a curated record. The transcript is spliced from 12 exons. Gene Ontology annotation, biological process: mRNA catabolic process; negative regulation of translation.
UCGAACAUGUGGCAGCUUCUGCUCGUCGGACUUCAAACAAACUCUCUACGCCAUGCCAUGGCUCGUCACCUCGUUCUCAUCGACGACGACGCCACUGAUAUCAUCCAAAACCCUCGUUCAUCGUCCCAACGAAUUCAAUUUCUAUUUCGAGAGAAGAAGAACAGAAACGAAAGAGAAAGAAAGAAGAAAAUGGCCACAAACUCAUCUGAGGCCGCCGCUUCAUCCCAAGCGGUCGCCGGUCCGUCCCGCGCCGCUUCGUCAGGUCAUGCGUCGGCGCCGCUUGACAGCUCAUUGGGCUGUGCUCCGUCGCCCGCGGCCGUUGAGAACGAAAGGUCGAACGAAGACCUGAUUGUUGAUCUCAGGGACAGCGGCCAUCGUGAAAAUGCGCUAGCAGCUCUGGCGAUGAGAGCUCAAGGAUCCCUAGAUUUGGCUCGGCUGGUAUGGUUUUCGUUCGGUACAAUAGCCAUAUUGUUGCAGGAGGUGCUCUCGGUGUACCCAUUUUUGUCUCCUCCUUCCCUAACCCCAGAACAAUCUAAUAGACUGUGCAAUGUUCUUACAAUUCUUGAGUGUGUUGCUGCUGACCAAGACACUCGAAUUUUGUUUGUUAGAGCUUACAUUCAUUUUUAUUUGGUUACACUUCUCAACCAAAUUGGUGAAUUGAGGUGUUUUGAGCCCAUAAGGCUCUCUUCGUUGCGAGUGUUCAAUGCCCUUCUGCAGGUCCCAGACGCUAGGGUGAUUGAUUUGCUUCUCGAAUCAGAAGUAAUCCCUCCCUGCCUUUGUGCUAUGCAGAGAGGAAAUGAAUCUUCAAGAAAAGUAGCAACAUUAAUUUUGAAAAGGCUUUUGCUUGAUAAUAUGGUGCUACGACAUGUGUAUUGUAAGCUGGACCGGUGUUUUCCUGUGUGGAAAGCACUCGAAAGUGUGGUUGCUUCACUUCUUCAGCGGCCCUUGGCUCCACUUCUAAGAGAUGUCAUCACUUGCUACCUUCGUCUCUUGGAGGAUGAAAGUUGUCUAGCACUGCUGCAGUUUCUUCCAAAAAGCCUUAUUGAUGGCACGUUCGACCGGUGUGUUGAUGAUGCUGAAACAAGAAUAUUGCUGCAACAGCUGUUGGACCUCAUUCAAGUACCUCCAAUAGCACAAAAAGAUCAUCUAAACAAUUCAACAAGAUAUUUUCACCGUCUCAAUGAGCGCUGUUCCACAGUUGAUACUGAGUGGUUCAAGGUUUCAGUGGUGGAUGUCACUUGGAAUUUUACAGUCACAUUAAAAGGGCUUAUCCUUCUAAUCUUCUCAUCUUGGUUAACUCCACUUCUGCUCGUCGUAGUUCAAGCGCAUUGCAAUGGUUUUUUUUCUCUCGUAGCCACCAACAGAACUACAAAUUCCUGCCUAGCAACAGAAAAAUUAAACCAAUUUUUAUUUUGAGAAGAGAAAUGAAAGAAAGAAGAAAAUGGCAACAAACUCAUCUGACGCUGCUGCUGCAUCCCUAGUGGUCACCGGUCCACCCCGCGGCAUUUUGUCAGGUCAAUUCAUUGCCGUUUUCUUCUGAAAUUUCGUGACGCUGACAGCUCAUUGCCCCCUGCUUCCUCUCCCCUUGCUGUUGAGAAUGAGCAAAAAACCUGAUUGUUGAUAUCAGGGACAGCGAAAAUGCCCUUGUUCUGGCUAUGGUAAAUAUAUGAAUUUAUCCUUCCUUAAUAUCUGUAUUUUAGACUGUAAAUAUUGUUGGCUAAGUGAAUGU